GCGAUAUUGUUGGUUGAACGCUCAAAGCGAAACACACAUACCGGAACCCACCUCCAGGCCGGUAUUGGCUAGAUACAGGAACCCGACACUAAAAAGAGCAUGCUUCAACUUCUCGAGCGCUUCGGGCUUCGUCUUCUCAUCCUGGAGGGCUUUGAAGUCGACAAUGGGCAGACUCUGAAAAUUGGUCGUCAUGGUAGGCGGUUGCGGCUUGCGCUCUUGCGUCAGCAGUGAUCAGAUCUAUCGAUUGACCGAAGUCUAUGGGAUACGCUAUUGAUUAUGCGAAGGCCGUGAAAAAUGUGUGAAUGCGAUGGCAAGGCUAUCACGAGACUACAGGGGUGCAAUCCAGCGGAGGUUGUGAGUCUGACAGCAGCGAGAUCGCACACCAUGGGGUUUUAUGAUCCCCGAUCGGCCUCCACCUCGAGGCUACAAAAAAGGCCGAGUUUCUCCAGACAAACACGUACCUCUGCUGGGUAAGGUGGGAAGGAAAUUCAGCUGUUUGUCUCCCUUCUGCCGAGGAAACAGAUCCCGACAGGCCAGAUGUCGUGCUCGGCCACCAAUCAGAAAUUGCGAACACGCUGAGCUUAAAUCGGACGUCAGGUUACCAUGUAUGUCAACACACCACUUCAAAGAGCAUCAAGACUUGAUACCGUUCGUACCUUGCACUGAUAUAUCAGUAAAGAGACUUGCACCGAGACUGGUCGAGAACGCACGCCUAUACCUGAGUAUCUAAACUGCACUCUGCGAACACUUGACGUCAAGGAGCUUCCUCCUGCACUAAAGGAAGGAGAAGUGAUGUGCUCCGAAGCGAUGCAUACAUUGUAUCUAUGCUCGAAUCUUACAAGACUGGUCACAUUGGGUCGAUGAGGAAAUGACAGAGAUGAGGAUACGGCGCUCUAUUUUUUAAGAAGUUAAGUGCAACCCCAGAAAGGGAACCUCUACCAAAGUAUAGCUCAGAUCACGACGUCUGUAUCCCCCAUAACAACACCGACCGUGAAUACUCUAACCACCCUUUUACCUCCUUUUCCGUUUUGCUCGAACCCACGGGGUGAACUAUAGCCUUGCAGCCUUGGGCUCUCUGUCAAGAUCGCGGAAGCGUCUGAAAUAGGCGAUCGAAUCUGGAUUCUGCACCGUCGCACUAGGUGUCACGUCUUUCCCACUAAUGACAUUCUUGACCGCAAUCUCGACUUUCUUGCCAUUAAUCGUCACAGGGAUAUCAGGAACCGCGAGGACGAAUUUGGGGACAUGUCGAGGCGACAGACCGUUACGGAUUGCGGCCUUGAUGCGCGCUCGCAGCUCUUCAGUCAGACUGUGGCCUGGCUUCAUGACCAGAAACAGGAACACUUCCUCGUCAGGAUCCUGAGGUCUUCGACGACCCACGCACAGACUGUUGCUGAUAUACUCGGUAAAAGGCUCUGCUUCGACAAUGGCAUAGAUCUCGCCACUCCCAAAACGAAUACCGGACGGGUCUAGACCGGGUCUUUGUCAGUAAAUGGGACACAAACAAAUUCAGCCGCACCACCAGCAAGAGAAAACAACACUUUGCUUCAAACAAAAGAUUGUUCACUCACUUAAAACGCCAUCACUCCGGCCGUGCAUCGUAUAGCCUCCCGUCUUUGGAUUCUUACUCAACCAGUCAUGCUGGGCCCAGACAUCGAGGUCGGGAAACCGUUCGAAAUAUGCAGCCUUGUAUAUUUUGCCGUCCUUGUCGCCCCAGAAGAAGCACGGCAUGCUAGGGAACGGCUUGCUCACCACCAUCUCUCCGGCCUCUCCCGUGUGCGCGAUUGAUUUUCCCGUGAUGGGAUCCAAAAUAUCGACAUCCAUACCUAGGCCAGGAACUUGCAUCUCACCCGUGUAAACUGGUCCCGACGGAUCUAGGGCGAGCAGCGACGUCGCUGUGUCCGUGCCUCCUGCUGUAUUGCAGAUAUGUACUGAGGGUGGAAAGGUUCGGUAAAACCAUUUAUACUGCUCGGGUGACAAGGGGGCGCCUGUGGUAUAGACCAUUCUCAAAGUGGACAGGUCGAACUCCUUCUUCGGGAUCGUUUUGGACAUUUCAAUCUCCAGCAGGAGUCGUGGAGAAGCACCCAGGAAUGCAACUUUGUGCCUUUCGCAGAUUCGAAGAAGCUGCUUGGCGUCCGGAAACAACGGACUGCCAUUGUACACCACGAGCGUUGCCCCCGCCGACAAGUGGCCGCACAUGAUAUAGAACACUACCCAGGAAGUACUCGAGUAUUGCAUGAUGACAUCGCCGGGCACCAAGGAGUUGUGAAGGACGGAGAUUUUCUUCAGCUGGAUGAUCAACCCGUGCUGAUGCACAAUGCAUUUGGGCGCGCCUGUCGUUCCUGACGAGUAACAUAUCAUGAGAGGGGAGUUGAACGGCACACGUGUGAAUUUGAGCUCGUCGGAGUCGACUGACUUUUGCAGAAAGUCGUGUAUCGUCGGAAACUUUGAUGGUGCCGUGGUGACAGGCACAAGGAAAACAAGAGGUUGGACUUUGACUUUGAGCUUCGAAAGAAUCUCGUCGAGCUUUUGUUUCGUCGAGACGGUUUUGCCCUUGUAUACCACGUCGCUGUCGACGAAGAGGAUACUUGGUGUGACCUGCUGUAGCCUCGAGACGCAUCCUUCCACUCCCAACUCGGGACUGAUCGAAGUGAAGAUUGCUCCGAUGGUGGCGGCGGCAUGAAACAGGAUGACAGCCCAGUUUGAUGCCGCGACCAGGGCGCCAACUCGAUCGCCUUGCUUGACGCCGCACCGCUUCAGAGCGCUUGCUGUUUGUCUGACUCUUUCUCGAAAUCCGCGCCAGGUGAUGACUUCGGGCUUGCCGUUGUAAAUGUCCUGGUCCUCCCUUAUGCCGAUCAAGGCGACGGCGUCUGGGUCGGUAUUGGCAAACAGAACAUUUUCGGCAUAGUUGAUCUCAUGCCCUGGGAAGAAGGGUGGAACAUGGCUCAUUGGGAUACUGUCGUCAUAUGCUUUCUUCAUGCUGGGUGGCAAUGGUGGAACAAGACCAAGGUAGCCGUAUAGAUCAAUCCAAAAGUCAUGUGGUCGCGUAACAGACCAUUUGUGAAGUUG
Exophiala dermatitidis NIH/UT8656 is the source of this 3066-nucleotide messenger RNA. RefSeq lists its product as uncharacterized. The record is from RefSeq and is a predicted model, not a curated record. Bases 395 to 730 code for a protein of 111 amino acids. NCBI's taxonomy places the organism in Eukaryota, Fungi, Ascomycota, Eurotiomycetes, Chaetothyriales, Herpotrichiellaceae. The transcript has a single exon.